Striga hermonthica is the source of this 537-nucleotide messenger RNA. The record is from the annotation of a GenBank genome assembly. Lineage: Eukaryota; Viridiplantae; Streptophyta; Magnoliopsida; Lamiales; Orobanchaceae.
AUGCUGAAACCCGAUGAAAACUCACCAGGAUUUGAGCUCGUGGGCGUCGUUGUUAAGAACGGAGGACAGGAACCGGUAGGGUUGUCGGGCUGGAUCCGAGGGUCGAAUCGAUGGGGAGAUCCUUCCGCCUUCGUAGGAAUAAGAGAGGAAUACUCCGACGCAGGCGUCAGAGGCCGGCGGCGGGGCGACGGGUGUGGAAAGGAUUUGGGAUUGGGCCCGCCAGAGGUUUUUAUUGAGAAAAUUCUAAGGGUUCAACCAAAUGUGAAGAAGCUCUUUCUUCUGUUGAGGGCUGCAGAUAAUGACUCGGCUUUACAUCGUUUCAACAAUGAGGUGAUGGCGAAGGACUUGUUCAAAGUUGUAAAGGAGAAAUAUGGUCCCAAAUUGGAGUCUCUUAUCCAGGACAAAAUCACCGUGAUAGCAGGCGACAUUACUUGUGAUUACAUGGGAUUAAACGGAUCCAUUUUGGAAGAGCUUUACGAGCAAGUGGAAAUUGUCGUCAAUUUAGCUGCAACUACAGAUUUUGAUGCGAGGGAGUGA